AGAAAAAAUCGCAAUGACAAAUCGUACCAUUCAUUUUACCAAACCUUUCUGUACGACAGAAUUAUUAGCUGAUGAAUGCGCUGAGAAUGUAUUCAAGGCAAAACGUAUGGGCAGAAAUUGGAAGGAAAUUAAACAAAAAUUAAAUAUAGGUGUGAAAAAGGAACGAUCAAAACUAAAAUUAGUGCUACAAAAAAGCAACAACAAAUUUCCGGAUGAGAAAGCGGAUAUUUUAGCAACAAUUCUGAAUAGUGUACUAUUUGCUACAGAUCAGGAUUUAUUGGAUGCAAUAAGAGAAUUCCAAAAUACUCCAAUCAUGUUAAUAUUUGUGGAUGCUAUUGGAUUAGCCGGAACAAUGACAUCAUAUACUGUUGGUAAAAAUGCUUUCACAACUGAAGUUCCGAAAUUUCUCGAACGCUUCCUGCAAGCUCUUUCACAAAUGACAAAAAUUGAUAUUGCUAUCAUUAAUGAUCUUAAGAAUUGGAUGAAAAAUACAAAUGAUAAGCAUCAUGCGAAACAUAUUGCAUUUACUAUUGCAAAUCUUUAUCGUCGCUUUUGCGAAUCAACAAAAAGUCGCAAAUAUGCAUGCGAAAAUGGAAAAAAUGAAGAUGUAAAUGAAUUCACGAAAUUUAUCAUUGGACGAUGUGAGGAUAGUGAUUGUCAAAUAAAUGCAUUGCAAAUUUUUGAAAAUUUACCAUUAUUAAAUUUAUUACCUUAUGCAAAUCAAUUUCUAUGUAGUACAAAUAAUAAUACAAUGUUAGUACAAGAAGAAGCAUUACGAUUCCUUCAACUUUUUGACGGAAAACAUUUUCAUUGGAAGACAAUUAAUAAAUUACUUCGUAUUUUUCAUAAUACAUGUCCAUUACAUCAAACAAUUACUGAUCAAACGCUUGCAAUCGAUGUAUUAUUGAAUAUUUUACCAAAUAAAGAAUUAGUGGGAACAUAUUUACUUAGAUCCGAGGAACUUUUCCCAAUCGAACAUGAAAAAUGGGCAUACUUUUAUAAAAAUAUUGCUCGAAAACGACAAACAUCACCUGAUUUUAAUUUAUAUUGGACCAAAAUGCGCUCAUUCCGAGUAUUUCGACCAAAUUAUGCUCACCGUAGUUUAAAAGCUACCUCAGACGUUUCUGUAAUCAAUAUCGCAGGUAAAUGA
Molecule: messenger RNA, 1150 nt
Organism: Loa loa (African eye worm)
Lineage: Eukaryota; Metazoa; Nematoda; Chromadorea; Rhabditida; Onchocercidae
Exons: 9
Coding region: 14-1150 (378 amino acids)
Biological process (GO): lipoprotein metabolic process
Cellular component (GO): basolateral plasma membrane; Golgi apparatus; endoplasmic reticulum
Source: RefSeq, a predicted model, not a curated record